Molecule: messenger RNA, 735 nt
Organism: Caenorhabditis elegans
Lineage: Eukaryota; Metazoa; Nematoda; Chromadorea; Rhabditida; Rhabditidae
Gene: Y97E10AL.1
Product: Protein stum homolog
Exons: 5
Coding region: 13-675 (220 amino acids)
Cellular component (GO): membrane
Source: RefSeq, marked reviewed
CUACAUCUCAAAAUGAUACAAAAUGUUACGGAUGGGAUGGCCAAUAUACUUCAAACUUCAGAAAAAGUUCGUGGCUGGAAAUUGGUUCAAAAAACGGUUCCGCGAAUAAUCGAAUAUGGUCGAUCAGAGGGUAUUCUACAAGUUAAUGUUCAAUCAAAUGCAUUUAAUAUAUCUGGAAUAGUAAUAGCUGCACAAGAAGAAGCUCACACUCAAAAAGAACCGAAAUCGGGUGACAAAGUCAACUUGCCAACAAAUGAUAUAACCACAAUGCAUGAGGCAAUACCAUUUCUUCCUGUUCCAGUUGCAAUUACAUGCUUAUUAUUCAAUAUUUUCAUACCCGGUUCUGGUACGAUAUUAUCCGGAUUCUUUGCAUUAUGCAUGGGACAGCCUCGAAUUAACUUGAAAGAGGGACGAAAACUUAUAACUCUUGUAGUUAAUUUAUUGGUUGGAAUAUCACAGUUUUUUACGAUAACAUUUCUGUUUGUUGGAUGGUUUUGGUCAAUUGCGUGGGGAGGAUUGUUGAUUAUUCAUUCAAUGCAAUACCGUGAAGCACUUCAACAACGUCGACAAGAAGCUGUAGCUACAGCUGCCAUUGAAGCACUUACCAAAGAUUCAAUCCUUCACAGAAGAGAUGUCAAGACACUUGUUAAAUCUCACAAAAAAUCGAAAAAAUAGACCAUUUACGGUUAAUAAAUAAAUGUCAUUUUGGCUUGAAAUAAAAACUCGGAUCCCGGA